AUGGCAGAAAGAGGUGGCUUUGGUUCCGGAUUUGGACGUGGAAGAGGACGUCGUUCUAAUCGUAAUAAGCCCAUGGAGGAUGAUUUUAAGUCAUGGGUCCCAGUAACUAAGUUGGGACGUUUAGUACACGCAGGUUUAAUCACCUCAAUGGAGCAGAUUUAUCUCCAUAGUAUCCCAGUGAAGGAGUUUCAGAUCGUAGACUACUUCUUCCAACCAGAGCGUAGCGAACAUAAACUUGUAGAUGACGUUGUUAAAAUCGUCCCAGUACAGAAGCAGACAAACGCAGGUCAGAGAACUCGAUUUAAGGCAUUUGUGGCUGUUGGAGACUGCAACGGUCAUGUGGGUUUGGGAAGUAAAUGCGCAAAGGAAGUUGCUACCGCAAUUAGGGGCGCAAUUAUUUCUGCUAAGCUUUCAUUAGUGCCAGUUAGGAUGGGAUACUGGGGAAAUAUGAUUGGAGAUCCACAUACAGUUCCUAUGAAAGUGUCAGGAAAGUGUGGGUCAGUAAGGGUUAGGUUAGUUCCAGCACCCAGAGGUACUCAGAUUGUGGGUGCUCCCACUACCAAGAAGUUAUUACAGUUUGCUGGAAUUAAGGACUGUUUCAGCACUAGCAAAGGUUCAACAAAGACCAGAGGUAACUUCCUCAAAGCUGUCUUCGCAGCUUUAAAGAGUACUUAUGGAUAUCUCACACCUGAUCUUUGGGACAAAACUGAAUUACAACCUUCCAUAUAUGAAGAGUUCUCAUCCUUCCUAUUAACUAAAUAA
Molecule: messenger RNA, 762 nt
Organism: Theileria annulata
Lineage: Eukaryota; Apicomplexa; Aconoidasida; Piroplasmida; Theileriidae
Product: ribosomal protein S2, putative
Exons: 2
Coding region: 1-762 (253 amino acids)
Biological process (GO): translation
Cellular component (GO): cytosolic small ribosomal subunit; ribosome
Molecular function (GO): structural constituent of ribosome; RNA binding
Source: RefSeq, a predicted model, not a curated record